Doryrhamphus excisus (bluestripe pipefish) is the source of this 762-nucleotide messenger RNA. RefSeq names its product mediator complex subunit 9 (gene med9). Gene Ontology annotation, cellular component: mediator complex. Gene Ontology annotation, biological process: regulation of transcription by RNA polymerase II. Lineage: Eukaryota; Metazoa; Chordata; Actinopteri; Syngnathiformes; Syngnathidae. The record is from RefSeq and is a predicted model, not a curated record. Gene Ontology annotation, molecular function: transcription coregulator activity.
GUGUAGUUCCGGUGACGUCAUCCAUCUGCGACGGGAAUACGGAAGCAUGAUGGCGGUGGCUCACCCGAAGCAGGAGAAAGAGAGCGAAGAUUGCUCUCUUCUGCCUUUAGUUCACGAUAUAAUAAAAUGCAUGGAUAAGGAGAGCCCGGAUGUGCACCAGGAGUUGAAUAAACUGAAGGCAAAGAUUCAAGAGGCCCGGGAGCAGAUCUCUGCCAUGCCGGGCAUAGAGAGCAGUCCCGGGGAACAGCAGCAACAGUUGACCACGCUGAGGGAGCAGGUCCGCACCAAGAACCAACUCUUGCAAAAAUAUAAGAGUCUCUGUAUGUUUGACGUACCCAAAGCAUCUUGAAGACUGGAUUAAACCGGACGGAACUCAAACCUAUACAAGACUCUGCAGGGUCAGAUGGAGCACAAGAAGAGGACGCCAUUUAAGAACUGACAGUGGAUGGAAGGCGAUUGUCAAGUGUAUAUUUAUAUUUCCACAUGCAUGUUUUUCAGCAUUUCGCUUAGAUUUUUCACAUUUUUUGUAUUAAAGCUAUAAAUAUCUUAUUUGUUUAUGUUUUUGGGUGUUUCUUUAGAUUUCUUAUUGAAUUACUAUGGUAAUUAUGAAUUAAUUCCCAUAUUUUGACUUUAUUGUAACGUAUUCCCUAACAAAAUGUUCAAAAAAUUACAACUUUAUUUGUUUUGUUUCUCAAAACAUUGCAUUUUUUUGGUAUUAUUUUUCCUGAUACAAUUACACUAUUUUCAUAACUGAUUUUUUUU